Messenger RNA from Armigeres subalbatus, 786 nucleotides. RefSeq lists its product as uncharacterized. Gene Ontology annotation, molecular function: protein binding. Lineage: Eukaryota; Metazoa; Arthropoda; Insecta; Diptera; Culicidae. The record is from RefSeq and is a predicted model, not a curated record. Bases 86 to 466 code for a protein of 126 amino acids. The transcript has a single exon.
ACUCGCGCAAAAUCUGCUCCGCUUCCAGUGUUUCACCGAACCAGCUGACUAAAACAGCGGAUUCACGACCAAGCAAAACUCGAAAAUGGGUUCAAUCCCGCUCUCGCUGCUGAUCCUAGUAACGGUGACGACGACGGCAACGACAACGACGACGACGACGACGACAACCCCGUUGAUGACGAUGAGCGGUAGCGUGGAUACAGCGGAGAUCAGCAACUACCAGCCUACCCACCGACCGCUAACUCUGCAAGACGAACUGAACCGCAUGUACGUGACGCUGAGCAAGUUGAGUCACCACACGCAGCCGGACAUCAGGCGAACGGUUUGCAUCGUUCCCAUCGAGCGGGAACCGGUUUGCGGCAGCGACGGACAGACCUACGCCAAUCGCUGGCUGAUGGAGUGUACGGCACUGGCGAAUAGGUCCAGGAUCGCUGAGAUUACGACUGGUAAAUGCGAAGCUGUGUGAAGGUUGGUUUGUUUUGGAUGUUGACAAUUGUUGGCCAAAAUGGAGAAGUUUGAAGUGUUUGGAAAUGGAAUAAGUGCUGAAAUGGAUCGGAUUCACACCGUUAAUAAACUCAUCGAAGGCGUCAUUUCAGAUUUUUUUUCUCUUAUGUCUCACUGAACCUUGACUCAAGCGAAUCGUAGCGACACCUGCGGAGAAGUCAUACUGGAGCCCAUCUUGGGUAUGAAUCAUUUCAAUAUCAAAUUACCAACAAGAUUGCUCGUAAAUCAGUUCUUUGAUGGAUAAUGAGAAUCAUAGACCUGAAUAUUUAAACACAAUACAAA